AUGACGGCAAUUGGUGUUCCGAUCAAAAUUUUGCAUGAGGCAGAGGGUCACACUGUCACACUGGAGACAACUAUCGGCGAAGCCGAAGAUAAUAUGAACUGCCAGAUGAGCGAUGUGACAGUGACAUUUCGCGAUGGGCGAACUCACCAUUUGGAUAAUGUGUUUAUUCGGGGAUCGAAAGUCCGCUUCAUGAUUCUACCGGACAUGCUGAAGAAUGCACCAAUGUUCAAAAACAUUGGUCGGGCGCAAAAAGGAGCUGUUGGUAUGGGGAUGGGCGACAAUCGCGAUGGACGUGGUCUUCGAGGGCGAGGAACGGCUUUUCGAGGGCGUGCAAAUGCUCCACGUGGUAGUCAGCGUGGCCCGGGCGGAGUCCCGCGCCCACAGUUCAGAGGAUGA
Molecule: messenger RNA, 396 nt
Organism: Gongylonema pulchrum
Lineage: Eukaryota; Metazoa; Nematoda; Chromadorea; Rhabditida; Gongylonematidae
Source: the annotation of a GenBank genome assembly